AUGGCUCCGUGGGCCAGCCUCGUGACUGCCCCGGGCUCUAAUGCCACUAGUGGACCGUCGGCUUCCUUCUACCUCACUGGGAUUCCCGGCUCUGAGAAUGUGCAGCCCUUCCUCUCCCUCCCCUUUUGUGUGCUCUACCUGACGGGCACCGUGGGCAACUGCGCAGUCCUUCACAUCGUCCACACUGACCAGAGUCUGCACGAACCCAUGUACUACUUCCUGGCCAUGCUCGCCCUCACCGACCUGGGCAUGUCCAUCUCCACGCUGCCAACAGUGCUGAAAACCUUCUGGUCCCAUGCGAAGGAGAUCGAGAUAGACGCGUGUGUGGCCCAGAUGUAUUUCAUCCAUACCUUUUCUCUGAUGGAAUCAGCCGUGCUCCUGGCCAUGGCUCUUGACCGCUACGUUGCCAUUUGCGAUCCUUUGAGGUAUUCCAGCAAGCUCACCCUCCAACGUGUUGUCUACAUAGGGGGCUUCAUUGUCAUCAGAUGCUCUCCUGUCCUCCCUGUCAUUCUUGUUCGCAUUCCCAGACUUUCCUUCUGUCACUCCCGCGUCCUCUCCCACUCUUUCUGCUUACAUCAAGAUAUCAUCCGUUUGGCCUGUGCUGACACCUCGUUCAACGUUCUGUUUGGCUUGUUUGUCGUGGUGUUUUAUUGGGGUGUAGACGCUCUAGGAAUUUUUUUAUCGUAUGCUUUCAUCUUCCGCUCUGUGCUGCGCAUCGCAUCCAAGAGGGGGAAGCUCAAAGCCGUCAACACAUGUGCCUCUCAUAUGUGUGCUGUGCUUAUUCUCUACGUGCCAAUGAUAGGGUUAUCCCUGGUGCAUCGCUUUGCAAAACACUCUUCUCCCGUGAUUCACGUCACCAUGGCCGAUGUUUACCUGUUAGUUCCACCUGUGCUCAACCCAAUUAUUUACAGCAUCAAGACAAAGCAGAUUCGCCAGGGUUUCCUAAGGAUAUUAUUCUCCAAAAGGGUUGGGCUUGCUCCCACUUAG
Messenger RNA from Phacochoerus africanus (Common warthog), 987 nucleotides. Its product is annotated as olfactory receptor 51I2-like. The record is from RefSeq and is a predicted model, not a curated record. NCBI's taxonomy places the organism in Eukaryota, Metazoa, Chordata, Mammalia, Artiodactyla, Suidae. The transcript has a single exon. Gene Ontology annotation, molecular function: olfactory receptor activity; G protein-coupled receptor activity. Gene Ontology annotation, biological process: G protein-coupled receptor signaling pathway. Gene Ontology annotation, cellular component: membrane. The coding region runs from base 1 to 987 and encodes 328 amino acids.